Molecule: messenger RNA, 1125 nt
Organism: Emiliania huxleyi CCMP1516
Lineage: Eukaryota; Haptophyta; Isochrysidales; Noelaerhabdaceae
Exons: 1
Coding region: 1-1125 (374 amino acids)
Biological process (GO): nickel cation transmembrane transport
Cellular component (GO): plasma membrane
Molecular function (GO): nickel cation transmembrane transporter activity
Source: RefSeq, a predicted model, not a curated record
AUGCUGGAUGCGUCACCGCAGGAGCCGCUGCUGGCCACAGGCAAAGGCUGUGUUCUCCUCAGUGACCACGCACUCAAGCUGCGGGCCUUGCGGAUAGUGGCCGCGCUGAUAGGAGUGAACGCCUGCAUCCUCACGCUUCUGUUUGUGAUCGCACGCACUUAUCCCUCCCUCCUCUCGGCCGGGCUGCUCGCCCUCUCCUUCGGGCUUCGACACGCUGUCGACGCGGAUCACAUCGCCGCCAUCGACAAUGUCACGAGGCGGCUUAUCGCCGACGGGAAGCAGCCGCAGCUCACCGGGCUCUGGUUUUCCCUCGGUCACUCCUCCGUCGUCGGUAUGAUCUGCGUGGCGACCGCCUGCGGCGCGGGCUACCUUAAGCACAGCGGCGUCUUCGAGGGCGUCGGCGCGGUUGUCUCGACGGCGGUGAGCGCCUCGGUCCUCUUCCUCAUCGGCUUUGUCAACCUGUUCUCGCUGCUCGCUGCGCACCGCUCGAGCGCGAGCGCCGGCCACACCCACUCCACCUCCUUCAUAGAGCGCUGCUUCCCAAAGCUACUCGAGGCCAUCGACUCGCCCGCAAAGAUGGCCGGCCUCGGCUUCCUCUUCGGCCUCGGCUUCGAGACGUCGAGCGAGGUUGCGCUGCUCGCCCUCUCUGCCAUGAGCCCGGCCCAGGGCAUCCCGCCCGCGUGCACGCUCGUGCUGCCGCUCCUCUUCGCGGGCGGCAUGUCGCUCAUCGACACGCUCGACGGGCUGGCCAUGUCUUACGCGUACCGCGCCGCCGCGCGCGCGGGCAGCCGCGCAACCUUCAACACGUACCUCACCGCCGCUUCGUCCUUGAUCGCCGUCGCCAUCGGCACCAUCGAGCUGCUCGGCCUUGCCCAGCGCGAGUGGGAUAUCCGAGGCGGCGUCUUCUGGCACCUCAUCGCCACGCUCAACGCGAACUUUGAGAUCAUGGGCUACAGCAUCAUGGCCUUCUUCUGCGUCUCGAUCCUCGCUGCUGGAGUGGCGUGGACCUGCCCAAUGCGCGGCUGCGUGGUGCCGCCGCCGGACCUGACGGCCGAAGACAGCUCAGGCUUGUCGUCCGCCGGAUUCCACGCUCACGCCGGUGGCGCCGAGGAAGUCCGAGCGUGA